Andrographis paniculata is the source of this 984-nucleotide messenger RNA. Its product is annotated as 3'-5' exonuclease-like. Gene Ontology annotation, molecular function: 3'-5' exonuclease activity; nucleic acid binding. Gene Ontology annotation, cellular component: cytoplasm; nucleus. The transcript has a single exon. Gene Ontology annotation, biological process: nucleobase-containing compound metabolic process. The record is from RefSeq and is a predicted model, not a curated record. The coding region runs from base 67 to 711 and encodes 214 amino acids. NCBI's taxonomy places the organism in Eukaryota, Viridiplantae, Streptophyta, Magnoliopsida, Lamiales, Acanthaceae.
CAAAUAGUAAUUCCUUUUCCACUCGCUGUUACAGACUGACCUUUCAAAUUCGGACGAACGGCGGCUAUGGCGAACAGCAACAAUCCCUUCCGAAUCUCCGAUCACCAGCUGCCCUACGAUUCCCACAACACUUACACUGUCUAUUUCUACGACGAAUCCAUCCACACAACCCUCACACACGAUCCCACCAUCCUCACCCAAUGGAUUUCCGACAUCGACGCAAACUUCGGCCGCCGCAUCGUCGGGCUGGACAUGGAGUGGCGUCCUUCUUACACUUCCGAACAAAAUCCGGUGGCGACGCUGCAGCUGAGCAACGGAGACCGGUGCCUCAUUUUCCAGCUCCUCUUCUGCCCUUCGAUUCCCAAUUCUCUCUGGAAUUUUUUAUCAAACCCUAACUACAAAUUCGUGGGGGUCGGAAUCGAGAGAGAUUUGGAGAUGUUGAAGUACGAUUACAGUGUGGAUCUAGAUGUGAAUUUCGUCGAUUUGAGGUCUCUGGCGGCGAGAGUGUAUGCCAUGGACGAAUUGAAGAAUGCCGGGGUGAAAAGGCUCGCGAGCCUUGUGCUGUCGCGGGAGGUGGAGAAGCCGAAGCGUGUGACGAUGAGUCGGUGGGAUAAGCAGUGGCUGAUGCCGGCGCAGGUGCAGUAUGCGUGCAUCGAUGCCUAUGUGUGCUGCAAGAUCGGCCAGGCCUUGAAUGCUGAUUCUUCGACUUGAUUACUCGCUCUCUUCUCUGGUAAAAUCAAUCUGACUCUUGUUUUUACUUUGAUUGUGAGUAUGUUUUGGGGGUAUGGUUGAUUGAUUGAUUGAUUGGUUUUGGGUAGAUGAAUUGAUUGAAUUGAAAUGCUUAUUUUGGCAUCGAUGAUGAUUAUGAAAUACUUGUUUGUGGAUUUUGUUUUUGGUGUUUUGUGUUGUGUUGUUGUCUGUGAAUUGAAUGUGUUUUUCGAUUUGUUUCUUACGAUUUUGGGAUUUAGCAUUCUGGUUUCGAUA